CGGACGUGAACGUAGUCAUUUGUGAUCAAGAAAAGCUCAUGUUGAAAAAGGCGGUUGUAUUUCUGUUCUCAUUGUGCUUUGUAACAUAUUGAAGAUGUACAGAUGGUUAGAAUCUGUGCAUGAAAACUGUGCCUCGGAAUGAAGUAGUUACAUCCCAUUUUUCUUUUCCUUUUUUUUAGUGUAUAAUAAGAUAACAAGUUGUGUGAAAUAUAAAAUUGUAAAUGUUCCAAUAUCAGUAACUCUGAGUUAACCUUAAAAUAUGGAAACGUCAAGUGAAGUAGAAAAUUUCAACAGAAAACCCGACGGUGAAGAAGGCGAUCUGAAUUCGGAAGUGCAAGGUCUGUUGAGGAGAAUUGAGAAAUUGGAGGAUGAAAAACAACAGAUUCGUGAGGAAUUUGGCCACCAGCGAGCCAAAAUGAAAGAGCUGUAUUUACAGAAAGAAGAGGAACUGAAACGUGGGGCUGUAGAACAAAGUCGAUUGCUGGCAGAUGUAAAAAGACUAAGCUCAGAAUUAGAUGAGGCAAAGAGUCAGUUAGUUGUUGCGGGAUUCCGUAUGGAGAGUGAUCUACAGGAUGAAAAGCGGAAAUGUCAUGAAGAAAUUGCUUCUCUCCAGCAAAUUGUGCAAGAAACAGUUGAAGAAUCAAGUAGCUCCCGUAGCAAGUAUGAAUCUGAAGUGAAACAACUCAGGAAAGCAUACGAACGACUAGAAUCAGAAAACCACGAGUUACGAUCGCUGUUGCAGCAACAGCAACAACAGCAGGGGACAGCUGAUAAAGGGGAAAAAGAAACCCCAAUCCUUGCACCAGGCAUUAUGCUUUCAGCUGUAACAAAGACCUUGGCUCGAAAAGUUGUCAGUCAGCUUGGUGCUGAUGCCUCUUCAUCAUCGCAAGACAGUCUGGAAGAUAGUAUGCGGAAGGUAAACAAAUAUGCACAGGAGGAUGCUGAAGUUUUGCGAUCAUUAGUCAUUCCUCUUGAGGAAGAGAUUCAGGCACUUAAAGAAAAGUUACGUUAUACAGAUCAGCAACUCAGGAAAUAUGAAGGUGACAAGGAUGAGAUAAUAAAGUGGACUGAAGAAGAGGGGGAUGUAUCUGUUAAAGAAAUGCUUCCAGUUGGUGCUCAGAAUGGACCAAAUGGAGAAGUUGUGUCACCCACAAGAGAUGCUGGCAGUAAAGUGAUUCAAACAUCUAGUCUGGAUUCAGAAGUUCAUCAGUCACAAGUUACAACUAGCUCUCCAAAGGUAAAUGUAAUGAACACUUCAUUUACAUCAAUAUCUAGUCUAAAUGAACUUCAAGCUUGUAGCAUGAAGAAGCAAAGCCCUGAUGGGCAUUCACCUGUACCAGAAGAUUCCAAAUCACUAACAGAUGUAACAGUCGAAAAGGAUGGUGAAAAUGUUGGGUCACCAGUAAGCCAGGGCCAUCCCUCAGGCAACAUAAGAUGGCAGCAGGCCAUGACACCAUGUGACAUGUGCUCCAACUAUGAGGCUCAGCUUGUACGAGCUCAGCAACGGGGAAGAGAGUUGGAGAAACAGAUAGCAACUCAUGAGCGAACUAUAGAGAGGUACCGUGAAGACCUCACUAAAGAGUCUGGCUUUCGAAAAGACAUGGAAGAAAAGUGGAAUGAAAAGAAAGAAGAACAUAAGAUGCAGGUAGCAGAACUAAAAAAGAAGAUGGAAACUGCAGAGGAAACUCUACAGGAACUGAGACAAACAUACAUGCAAGUAUACAGUGAAGUGAUGAAUCAGCUGACAAGCCUCACACAGCAACGUGAACAGGUGCAAGAACAGCUUAACAAACUUCAGAAGGAGAACGACAAUUUAUUAGGAAAACACAGUGCCCAUUCUCAGCAGCUGCAAAAUGAGAUGAUAGACUGGCCUGACAAGGUGGAGGAUCUUCAGGUAUUGUUGUUGAAGUUUUAUGAAGAACUAAUUGCUGCAAAAGUAGCAAAGGAGACUAUGGAGGAACAAGAACAAACAUUGCGCUGUGAGAUACAGUUAAUCCGUGACCAGAUGAGUGGAGAACAUGAGGAACGAGUGAGCAUGGAAGAUAGUCUCACUCAAGAACUGAACAACAUAAAGACACAACUUCAUAAAUAUGAAAAGGAGCGCCAUAAAUACAAGGCUACACAUGAGGAACUUGAAAAAUUAGUCAAAAAUAGUCAGCGAACAGCAAUGGAUUUUGAAGCUCAACUCACAGAUGCUCUCAAAGUAAAAAAACAGUUGGAAGAGCAAGUAGCUGAGUUGAAGAGCCGUGUAGGUUCGUUACAGCAGGAGUUAGAUAAUAGUGAAGCAGUGCAGAAGGACUUUGUGCGGCUCUCUCAGUCACUCCAAGUUCAGCUGGAAAGGAUUCGUGAAGCAGACACUCAAGUUAGGUGGCAACAUGAUGAAGACAUAGAAGAGUGUCAAGGCUGUAGGAAUGGGUUUUCCUUUACACGUAGUAAGCAACACUGUCGUCAUUGCGGACGUAUCUUUUGCAUCAGCUGUCUGUCUCAUACAGUACACAGUGGACCUAACCAACGUCCCUCUAAAGUGUGUGAUGUCUGUCACACAUUACUUGUGCGUGACACUGCCCCAUACUUCAGCACUGAACCACCACAUACACCAGACUAAUUUUUUUUUAUGUCAAGAAUCGUCACUUUACUUCAAAAGGUUGUCUUGUCUUGGUUUUUUUUUCAUAUAUACAUAGUCAUUACACUAAAAUAAUGUUAUUUUUUUAUACUUUUAGUUUAUUGAUAUCUUGUUAAGUAGUUCAUAAUCUUUUCAUAUGACAGUGAAGUCUGGACAAUAUCCUUUGAGGGUCAUUUUAACUAAUGUCAUUCUGUUGAAAUGUGAAUGAUGAACCUUGGUUGAGUAUAUAAACACAGAUUGGCUGGAUACUGUUUUGCAAUGUAACAUGUUUGUUUUGGAAGAAGCUUCUUGCACUUCUGAGGGGCUCGCUGUCUCCAUCAUCAGAACAGAAGUUAAGAGAGCUGGGAUAAACACAUACAUGCAGAGAAGAAACCAACCAGUGAUGAGCUUAGAAUCAUUUUGAAUUUGGUAUAGAUCACUGAAGAAUAUAGCUUCAUAUAAUGUCUAUAAAAAUAUAACUUUCAUAUCAGUAUUCUGUAGGUUUCCUGUUUCCUACCAUAGACCAAAUACUGAACAACCGAAGAAAUUAAGAAAUGUACUGUUUAGAUUUGCCGUUGCCAGCAUGUACAGAAAUCAAGGCUGCUGCAACAGUGCAGAACUAGAGCAUUAUUUUAUGUUAAUUACACAUUCACUUUAAUACUAGGUGGUUCAAAUAUGACCGGGACUGAUUUUUUUGCA
This is a messenger RNA of Cryptotermes secundus, 3301 nucleotides long. It is a transcript of the gene Rbpn-5, whose product is annotated as rab GTPase-binding effector protein 1. NCBI's taxonomy places the organism in Eukaryota, Metazoa, Arthropoda, Insecta, Blattodea, Kalotermitidae. Gene Ontology annotation, molecular function: metal ion binding; growth factor activity; GTPase activator activity. Gene Ontology annotation, biological process: endocytosis. The transcript is spliced from 15 exons. The coding region runs from base 260 to 2605 and encodes 781 amino acids. Gene Ontology annotation, cellular component: intracellular membrane-bounded organelle. The record is from RefSeq and is a predicted model, not a curated record.